Molecule: messenger RNA, 761 nt
Organism: Heterobasidion irregulare TC 32-1
Lineage: Eukaryota; Fungi; Basidiomycota; Agaricomycetes; Russulales; Bondarzewiaceae
Exons: 1
Coding region: 74-526 (150 amino acids)
Source: RefSeq, a predicted model, not a curated record
CUCGGCAGAGCCAAUACCAUCACCAGAAGCGGCUUUGGACGUCACCGACUUGCUCGCCGAUUCUGCUCCCACAAUGGAUGCUCCUCCCAUGCAGCCAUCGCCAGUGUCAUCCCCGUUGAAACCCGCAUCUUCUGUUGACUCUGACGUCGAAUCUUCAACAAAUGGGUCGGAGCCUGUCCUCAUUUCUGCUGAGGACGCUAUUGAGGAACCACCUGUUGAAGAGGAAGAGGAAGACUCAGAGCCCGAAACGACAGUCCGUCUUGUCGGAGGAGGUGCCGCAGAGAUUGUCGAAGAAUCCGAUCCGGCUGUGGAAACGAAGGAGGAUGAGGACGAAGUUAAUGAAGCCAGUGAAAAGGCUGAGGUCGCGUCCAUCGCCUCCGUCCAGUCAGCGUCUUCACGGUCGUCGAAGAGGAACAGUCAACAAGAGAAGAGGAAGAGCAUCUCAGCAGGUUUGAAGAAACUCGGACACUUGGGUGGGGGCAAGCGGAAAAAGGACUCUGUCAGUAGUGUGAAGGAGACAGCGUAAGAGGAGAGCGCGACGCGGGCAUUGUGCAGAGCUUCCGCGCUGUUCUUGUGAUCACUGGACCAUAUUUUUGCUUUACAUUCCAUUGCCAUAUAUACGCAUACUACACUGCAGGUCAACGAUUAAUUUUGCCUCUGUCGCAUGAGUUCUUGUUUCGGGCUCAGUCGCCAUUCGUUCAUCGUUCCCCUCUUUACUGUUCGAUCUUCAUGUACGAUGCAUUUUUUCCCGAUACCCGCAA